Vombatus ursinus (common wombat) is the source of this 2349-nucleotide messenger RNA. RefSeq names its product janus kinase and microtubule interacting protein 1 (gene JAKMIP1). Gene Ontology annotation, molecular function: microtubule binding; kinase binding; GABA receptor binding. The transcript is spliced from 14 exons. Bases 340 to 2217 code for a protein of 625 amino acids. The record is from RefSeq and is a predicted model, not a curated record. NCBI's taxonomy places the organism in Eukaryota, Metazoa, Chordata, Mammalia, Diprotodontia, Vombatidae.
UGUAUAGACUUCUCUGACAGUCUGCUGCAGAACUUGGAGGCCUUUCCCUGUGAACCUGGGGGCCUGUGCACAUAGGUGAAGAGAUGUGAAAUGUAUGGUGACUCAUCAAACCCUUUACUAAGGCAUGGAAUGGUUGCAAUGUGCAUUGAUAGAAAUACAUGCCCUGAUGAAAUUGUGGAAAUUUGGAGUAUUGAGGAUCAGAAGCAAUGGUGGUCAGGGGUUGUCGGGAGGACGAUGCUGAGGACUGCUUUUUUGGUUAAUGUUGCAUAAAAAGCACAAAGUGUCUCUUGGUGCUGUGCAGACUAUUAGGACCUUUCUUUCACCAACGUUACAGGAAACAUGUCCAAAAGGAACCGCAACAAGGGCGAAAAGCCUGAAAUGGAGAUAGAAGCGGUGCAGGCGGCCAAUGAAGAGCUUCGGGCUAAGUUGACCAACAUUCAGAUAGAAUUUCAACAGGAGAAGAGUAAGGUGGGAAAGCUGCGGGAGAAAAUCCAGGAAGUCAAGCAAGAGAGAGAACAGGAGCAGCACAAACACACUGCCUAUAUCUCUGAGCUGAAGGCAAAACUGCAUGAAGAGAAAAUGAAGGAGCUGCAGGCCCUCAGGGAGGCACUCAUCCGGCAGCACGAGCAGGAAGUUGCCCGAAUGGUCAAGAUCAAGGAUGGGGAGGUGCAGCGCUUGCAGACCACGGUGAACGUUUUGAGAGAUGGUGCAGCUGACAAAGUGAAGACUGCCUUAUUGAAUGAGGUCCGAGAAGAAGCCCGGAAAUCAUUUGAUGGGGAACGCUUAAAGCUGCAGCAGGAAAUAUUGGAGCUAAAAUCUGGGAAGAAGCAGGUUGAGGAGGCUUUGAACAAUUUUAUGCAAGCAGAUAAGAUGAAGGCUGCUGACCUCCGCAUAGCUUAUCAGUCUCACCAAGAUGAGAUCAAUCGAAUAAAAAGGGAAUGUGAGCGAGAUAUCCGCAGACUGAUGGAUGAGAUAAAAGGCAAAGACAGAGUGAUCCUGGCCUUGGAAAAAGAUCUGGGUGUGCAGGCAGGCCACACCCAGAAGUUACUUCUUCAGAAAGAGGCAUUAGAUGAACAACUGGUACAAGUCAGAGAAGCUGAGCGUUACCACAGUAGCCCAAAGAAAGAGCUUCCAGGGGGAAUUGGAGACCUCUCCGAGUUGAUGGGCUUCUCGGAGCAGCAUAUGGAUGAACGAGAUGUACGUAGGUUUCAGCUAAAAAUUGCUGAGCUCAAUGCAGUAAUCCGGAAGCUAGAAGACAGAAAUACCCUGUUAGCAGAUGAAAGAAAUGAACUGUUGAAACGUUCUCGUGAAACAGAAGUUCAGUUGAAACCUCUUGUUGAAAAAAAUAAGAGAAUGAUGAAGAAAAAUGAUGACUUGUUGCAGAGUAUACAAAGGAUGGAAGAGAAAAUUAAAAAUCUCACAAGGGAAAAUGUAGAAAUGAAAGAAAAAUUGUCUGCCCAGGCUUCUUUGAAACGUCACACUUCCUUGAAUGAUCUCAGCCUUACCCGGGACGAACAAGAAAUUGAAUUCUUGAGGCUUCAGGUCAUGGAACAGCAGCUAGUAAUCGAUGAUCUUUCCAUGGAAAGAGAACGUUUAUUGCGCUCAAAGAGACACAAACGACUGCCAAAACUGCCAAAGAAGCAUGUUGUGGAGACAUUUUUUGGAUUUGAUGAAGAAUCUGUUGACUCAGAAACAUUAUCUGAAACCUCCUAUAAUACAGACAGGACAGAUAGGACACCAGCAACACCAGAGGAAGACCUGGAUGAUACCACAACCAGAGAAGAGGCAGACUUAAGGUUUUGUCAGCUGACUAGAGAAUAUCAGGCUUUGCAGAGAGCCUAUGCUUUGCUUCAGGAACAAGUGGGCGGGACCCUGGAUGCAGAGAGAGAAGCCAGGACCCGUGAGCAGCUACAAGCUGAUCUAAUUAGGUGUCAGGCCAAAAUUGAAGAUUUGGAGAAGUCGCUAAUUGAGAAAGGACAGGACUCAAAAUGGGUUGAAGAGAAGCAGCUGCUAAUUAGGACAAACCAAGAUCUACUAGAAAAGAUUUACAGGAUGGAAAUGGAGACGAGUCAACUGAAGAAUGAGAUGCAGGAUGCAAAAGACCAGAAUGAGCUGUUAGAAUUCAGAGUACUAGAACUGGAAGUAAGAGAUUCUAUCUGUUGUAAACUCUCAAACGGAGCAGAAAUUCUGUUUGAACCCAAACUGAAAUUCAUGUAAAGUUCUCUGCUGUCUAAAGCAUGUAUAAAGGGGAAAUGUUAUACUUUUUUUUCUUUCCUCUGUAUGUUCAGAAUAAUUUCACUGCCUUAAUAUGUUUUGGAGAGAAUGCUCAUAGAAGUAUCCGAGGAUGUA